UUUCUACCGCUACCACCAAAAAGAUGGCAGUAAAGUCAGCAAGAAGACCUCCACAAAGUAGCAAACCAUCUGGUAAAUGCUCUAUGAAAUGGUUAAUCUUAGCUUCAAUCAUUGGUAUUUUCUGCGUUAUUGGUAGUGUCUUAGAGGGAAUGCUCGACCGCUUUUAUAUUUUCAGUCCAGAACAACUCAACGAAGUUGCACAAAACGCAUUAGCACGCCAAUCUGAUACCCGAGGCGUUAUUGAUGAUAUCGUACGCCAAUUGAAGGUUUCACAUCCAGGUAGAACAAUCAACACGCGCGAAGAAUGGGUAUUUAACAACGCAGGUGGUGCUAUGGGUUCAAUGUACAUUAUACACGCUAGUAUAACCGAAUACCUCAUCAUCUUUGGUACCGCACUCGGCACAGAAGGACAUACAGGUCGUCAUACCGCCGAUGAUUACUUCCACAUACUCGAAGGAGAACAAUGGGCUUAUGAAGCUGAUUCACUUACUAAGGAGGUUUAUCCAGCUGGAUCAGUACACCACCUCCAAAGAGGUGUAGUUAAGCAAUACCGUAUGCCAGACACUUGUUGGGCUAUGGAAUACGCUAGAGGCUGGAUACCACCAAUGUUGCCAUUCGGAUACGCAGACACUUUCUUCUCUACUCUUGACAUACAAACGCUCUGGCAUACUAGCGUUAUUACCGGUCGUGAGAUCAUUGCCAACCUCCUUCAUGGUAAAUUCUAGAUUUUUUUUGUAUAGAUUAUAAUCAAUAUUGCGUGAUUUUGCAUAUUGCUUUUC
Wallemia mellicola CBS 633.66 is the source of this 779-nucleotide messenger RNA. RefSeq names its product putative C-8 sterol isomerase (Erg-1). Gene Ontology annotation, cellular component: endoplasmic reticulum. The record is from RefSeq and is a predicted model, not a curated record. Lineage: Eukaryota; Fungi; Basidiomycota; Wallemiomycetes; Wallemiales; Wallemiaceae. The coding region runs from base 24 to 725 and encodes 233 amino acids. The transcript has 2 exons. Gene Ontology annotation, biological process: ergosterol biosynthetic process.